Messenger RNA from Mizuhopecten yessoensis (Yesso scallop), 1440 nucleotides. RefSeq lists its product as uncharacterized. The record is from RefSeq and is a predicted model, not a curated record. The transcript is spliced from 4 exons. NCBI's taxonomy places the organism in Eukaryota, Metazoa, Mollusca, Bivalvia, Pectinida, Pectinidae. Bases 3 to 446 code for a protein of 147 amino acids.
UCAUGUUUUAUGAUUUGGACAGAAGAAAUUCGCGGGAACAUCUGUCAUUAAAUUUCAUAAUGGUGCCGAUGGCAUGGUUAACCUCAGUGCUGACAUUUGGUGGGGUUGUCGUAAUGGCUGCAGCGAGACCAAAUACUAUUGGUGGUGUGACAGCAAUAUCUCCUUUCAACUCCUCGACGUCUUCACUUUUAACCAGCAUUUCUACAACAAUGCAAAAUGAUUCGAAGCAUCAGCAAAUCAAUUGUUCGAACACCAAAUCUGUUGAGGAAAUUUUCAGUUGUAUUUUGCAAGGAAUGCUGAGUGAACCCGUUCUGAUCGGGGCGGGAAUCAUCAUUUUGCUCACAGCACUGUUCGUUAUUUUUAGUAUGGUACAGAGUAAACCAUGCAGAAAUGGAUGGAAAACUGUUGAUUUAAAUAUGGACGAGGAGAAGAAGAUGAUGGCGUAAUAUUAAUAGAUUAACGCGUUAUAAACGAUUUAUUGGGAAAUAGUUCUGAUUCAUUCUUUUCUCCAUCCGAUAAGGAUAUGUAUACCGAUUUGGAUUCGUGCUAAAUGCAAAAACUGUAAUGCUUAGUGAACGUUUAAAAGUCAUGUGUUGAUAGUGUAAGGUAUAUCAUGAACACUAUUCACUUUUUAACUAGACAUUUCUAUCACUAUCACAGACCUUUUUGACUGGUUGAAAGAACCAUUUACCGAUAGUAACGUGUAUUGUACCACUUUGAAGUAAUUCUGGUUUAACAGUGACUUUUCAAGUUGAUAUUAAAUAUAAACGUCAUUGUGUCCCUGUUAGUAGACGAGUCUCUGUAUGCGGAUACACGAUCACCUAGAAACAAAUGUUUCCCACAAGUAUGUAAUGCGUAUUUAUUAACGUAAAAUGACGCUUUGUCUUAUCUAGCGAAUAUUGCAUGUUGGCAAAGCAAACAUUGCUAUUCCUCAUUUUCUAGUCUGUUGUAUAUGGUUGUAUCAAACGAUUAAAUUCAUUCCUGUGAUAUAUGAGCUAACUUCUGUGAUACAGGAUAUUAAUAGAUCAGCUUCUUUGUUUCCUGUCUCUAAUAUUGAAUUUUUAUUUUAGGGAGAAAUGUACAUAUCUAUCAGAUGUUUGUUGUGAGAGAAAUUAGUUUUUCUUAUUUUUUUCUGUUUCUAUAUUAAUUAGUAUUAUUUUUCACAAAAGUAUUUCACAUACAUUAACAAAUAUGACACAUUCACUCACUCUCUUAUUUAAACCUGCACUUCAAGUCAUCAUCAUCAUCACCACCACCACCACCACCACCACCACCACAACCAACACAUUGUUAUUAGAAACUUGUUUUCCUGAUAAUGUUAGCAUGAUGAAUUAUGACAGGGUAUACUAUUAUAUUACUAUAGGGAUUUUGUACUGUUUCAUUGACUUGACGUAUACGGAGUGUGAUUGUAUGAAAGAAUGAACUUUUUUAAUAAACUUG